This is a messenger RNA of Temnothorax curvispinosus, 1417 nucleotides long. RefSeq names its product putative hydroxypyruvate isomerase (gene Gip). The coding region runs from base 576 to 1364 and encodes 262 amino acids. The transcript has 6 exons. NCBI's taxonomy places the organism in Eukaryota, Metazoa, Arthropoda, Insecta, Hymenoptera, Formicidae. The record is from RefSeq and is a predicted model, not a curated record. Gene Ontology annotation, molecular function: hydroxypyruvate isomerase activity. Gene Ontology annotation, biological process: glyoxylate metabolic process.
AAUGGUCAGUAGUAUAAAAGAAUAAAUAGACAGUAUAUUGAUCAACAGUAAAAAAGUUCAACUGUGUAUAUUCAGGAAUUGGUGAGAGAGAAAGGAGAAUUGAUAAAGUGUAAGAAAAAACGGUUCUUAGGAGGGAGGAGCAAUCUUGUCCAGAGUUCUUGAGAGUUUCGUUUUCCCUUUCUUACCAUCACAUUCUUCUUUACUAAUCACACAUGAUCGUUAUUAUUCAAAAAAGAGAGAGAGAAAAGAGAAAAAAGGAUAUUUGACACAGUGUUGUGAAACGAUUAAAUCAUUGAAUAUGAGAGACACAUGAGACAUAACCAGAAAUUUUGGAAGCAGUCAACAUGUUUGUGCAGAAUACCAUAUACAUACCAGUUUUUGUAUAAUGUGCAUAUUAGUUUAAGUUUUAAGUUCCAAUCUGUUUUUUAUGACUGUAUUUUUGGCGAAAACAUAGACGUCACGAAGAACUCCAACAAGAAAGAGUCUUUCUAAGAAAUAACCUUUAUGUUUGCUUUGCAACUCAAAGAUAUUUACCUUCUGUGAUCAGAUAGCACGUUUCUACCAGUUCCUAUGUCAUGGCUUUAAAAUUCGCCAGUAAUCUGUCUUUUAUGUUCACUGAGGUUCCUAAUAUUAUCGAGAGAUAUCAACUGGCCAAGCAAGCUGGAUUUAAAGCGGUUGAAAGUGGAUUUCCAUAUGGCUUCUCUGUUCAACAAGUUGCCGCAGCCAAAAAGAAGGCUAAUGUUGAUCAAGUACUUUUGAAUGUAUUCACAGGUGAUGUUACAAAAGGAGAAUUGGGCUUUGCUGCAAUCCCGGGUGAAGAAGAACAUUUCAAGAGGAGUAUUGAGAAAACAAUAGAAUAUGCAAAAGCCUUGGACUGUAAAAUGAUUCAUGUAAUGUCAGGAAAAGUGGAAACUCCUACAUCUGCUAACGAUGUAGUUUAUGAAAAAAAUCUGUUGUACGCCAUCGAAAAAUGUCAAAAAGAGGAUAUUAUUGUCGUCAUUGAACCAAUUAAUAAUUACAGUGUACCAAAUUACUAUAUGAAUAAUUUUCAAAAAGGUUUAGAUUUGGUGAAGAAGGUAAACAGUACACACUUUAAACUGUUAAUGGAUAUCUUUCAUUUACAACAUUGUUGCGGUAAUAUUACAAAAAGUAUUCAAAAUUUUUUACCUUAUAUAGGUCACAUUCAGAUAGCUCAAGUUCCUGAUAGGCAUGAACCAGAUACUCCAGGAGAGAUUGAUUAUAAAUAUGUUUUGUCUCUAUUGGAAACAACUGGCUAUACUGGCUAUGUUGGUCUGGAAUAUCGGCCGAAAUCAUUAACAACGGAAGGGUUAAGUUGGAUUAAAAAAUAUAGUUACACUUUGUAAAUGAAUAUUCAUGUAUGUACAUGUUAUAAAUGUAUAAAUGGAUAAAUUUUCAA